AUGGGCCUCGCGGUGUCUCGCAUGGAGGCCGCCGCGGGCUCGAUGCCCCCGAUCACGGAUGCCGAGGGCGAUGCCGCGGCGGAGGCGGCGGCGAACGCGGCGAAGGACUCGAAACCGACCACGGGGACGGUGAACUACAACGAUUUGCCCUGCCCGGUGAAGUACGAGGAGAUGCAGCGUGAGGUGAUGAUGUCGCUGAAGGCGGACCUGUUCGAGGGCGCUCGGUUCGAUUAUAACAAACAGUUGAACCAAAAGUUCUUUUUAAGCCACGGUUUCUUCCUCGGGAACGUGGAGGUGCCGGCGCAGGGCGGACAGAUUAUUAAGAUUCCGACGUCGACGUACGAGUUCGGGGCGAACGUGGUGGAUCAGCAUUACAUGCUCGUGGGGCGGGUUUUGACGGAUGGGAGGGUGAACGGGAGGAUUAAGUACGACUUGAGCGAUUGGCUGUCGGUGAAGCUGCAGUCGACCAAGGAGACGGGGUUCUCGCAGGUCAUGUUCGACGCUGACUUCAAGGGUUUGGAUUACCAGGCGCAGCUCAAGUACGGGAGUGGACAGUUCUACGGGGUGAACUACUUGCAGAGCGUCACGCCGACGCUCUCCUUGGGUGGUGAGGGCUUUUACUUGGGGAGUCAGGGCAAAUCCGGUGUUGGCUUCGCGGCGAGAUACGCCGAUGAUAAAACCGUUGCCACCGGGCAAAUUGCGACCACCGGUUUGCUCUCGCUCACAUAUUGCACCAAAGUAAGCGAAAAGGCGAUGCUCGCAAGCGAUUUCUUGUGGAACUGGAACCAACGUAACGCCACCGCGAGCGUGGGGUACGACUACAUCUUGCGCCAGUGCCGCAUUCGCGGUCGCAUUGACAACCACGGCGUCGUGUCCACCUACCUCGAGGAGCGCCUCAACGUCGGUUUGAACCUCAUUCUCUCCGCCGAAGUUGAUCACGCGAACAAAAACCACAAGUUUGGUUUCGGCAUGACCGUGGGGGAAUAG
Molecule: messenger RNA, 987 nt
Organism: Ostreococcus tauri
Lineage: Eukaryota; Viridiplantae; Chlorophyta; Mamiellophyceae; Mamiellales; Bathycoccaceae
Product: Eukaryotic porin/Tom40
Exons: 1
Coding region: 1-987 (328 amino acids)
Biological process (GO): protein import into mitochondrial matrix
Cellular component (GO): mitochondrial outer membrane; mitochondrial outer membrane translocase complex
Molecular function (GO): transmembrane protein transporter activity
Source: RefSeq, a predicted model, not a curated record